This is a messenger RNA of Soboliphyme baturini, 663 nucleotides long. The record is from the annotation of a GenBank genome assembly. Lineage: Eukaryota; Metazoa; Nematoda; Enoplea; Dioctophymatida; Soboliphymatidae.
GCGGGUGGGUUUGGGGGUGGGCGAUUUAGUGGUGUGCCCAGAAAGCCGGAGGAUCUCGUUCGUGAGAUCCUCGGUGACGGUGUUGAGGCCCGCCACGUUGAGCGGACCUUCGAGCCGGGGGAGAAAUUCGCUCUGAAGGUCGAUACGGGAGGUGGACUGGGCAGCAGAGUGUUCGGGCGCCGUGGCUCUCAGGUCGUUGAUGAGGAACACGCAGCAGAGGGGGCCGCCAUCGAAGCCGUUCCUCUGCACAGCGCAUUCCUUGAGCUGAGUGAUGCGCCAAUCUUCCGCUCCGCCCGGCUGCAGAUGUCCCAACAGGGCGGCGGCGACCGAGUCGUCGUACGCCUGCAGGGAGCAGUAGAUUGCCAGUCCUGGGGGAAGGGAGAUGGGAGUGAUGAGGUGGAGGGCGUGCUGGAGAUGGGAUGGUUAGUGGUGAAAGAGGAAAUUGACAAAGAGAUUCGAAAGAGCGUUGAAGAGGCCACGGCCGAGGCAUUGAAAGACGACCCGUGCCCCGCAGAUCUGCUUUAUGCAGAUGUCUAUUUUAAUUCUCCUAAUCUGGCGAUUCGGGGAACCUCCGCCGAAAUCGAGGUGAAACCAAAGUUCGAACUUUCUGAUGAUCUGAUUCAGCAUUACGAACAGGAGAAAAAGUUGCGAGGCACUGCUUAG